AUGAACAAAGCAGAUCGAAGCUCCGAAGUCUUUGCUGUAGCCACUAUCUUUUUCAUUCUCACUUGGUUGACCGUGGGCCUACGUAUCUACGUUCGCGCCAUCUUGAUGAAAGCAUGGGGUAAGGAUGACUCAUACAUGGUUGCGACACUGCUAGCAUUCACGAUAUAUCUACCCUGCCAAAUCGUUGCCGCCAUCCACGGUACGGGCAGGCAUCGCUGGCAUCUCAGCGAUAGCGACGCAAAAACAGCAUUACUGUUCUGGUAUCUUUGCGAACUCUUCUACGUCGUGACUAGCUGCUUCCUGAAGUUUGCUAUCGGGUAUUUUUACCUGCGAUUCGCAAUCGAGCCAUGGCAUAUUCGAUUUACACAACUGCUAAUGGCAGGCACCGUACUAUGUGGCCUCAUUUACUUCUUCUUGGUUAUGUUUCAGUGUACACCGAUCUCUGAAUUCUGGAACAAGCACCCUGCUUCCAGCAAGUGCCUGGGACAUGGCCCAACCUUAGGCAUCAGUUAUUCUCUCUCUGUCGUCAAUGCAAUUGCGGAUUGGGCGUUCGGUCUACUUCCCUGCUUCAUUGUUUGGAAGAUGGACUUGAGGAAGAAAACGAAGUUUCUGGUUGCAGGUAUCCUUGCAUUUGCCGCAAUUGGAAGCACAGGUACGGUCAUUCGAAUGGGAUACAUACACAGUCUAGUGGACGGCCCCGACUUUCUCUACGCUACCACUGAUGUCGCCAUCUGGAGUACUGUCGAGCCUGGAAUCGGUAUUGCAGCAGGCAGCAUAGCCACUCUUCGGCCUUUGGUGCGCCACAUACGGACGUGCCUAGGCCUUUCGAACCCAACGCCAGAAGUGAUCAAUCGCACCUACUAUCCCUCCGUUAGCAAUGGCCGGCGCAGACGUCGUCGCGAACAUCGACGCAGCUUGAGCCCGUCUUAUCUGAUACCUACGGAGUUGGGCGACGUGACAUCUAUCAAAAGCCAAGAACGUCAUGACGUAGACAUUGAGAACUGCUCGCCUCCGCCAAAUAUCGUUGUGGCAGACCUACAGCUACCAGAACAUAAGCCUAUUCCGGCUGUGGAGGUUCAGUUUCCACCUGAAGGUCCACCCAAGCUUCAUCUACGAGAUAGCUUGAGACACAGCUUCACUAUGGAGAGCAUAUUCAGUUCAAGCAGAUGA
This is a messenger RNA of Pyrenophora tritici-repentis Pt-1C-BFP, 1170 nucleotides long. RefSeq lists its product as uncharacterized. The record is from RefSeq and is a predicted model, not a curated record. Lineage: Eukaryota; Fungi; Ascomycota; Dothideomycetes; Pleosporales; Pleosporaceae.